This is a messenger RNA of Alternaria ethzedia, 741 nucleotides long. RefSeq lists its product as uncharacterized. Gene Ontology annotation, molecular function: protein heterodimerization activity. The transcript has 2 exons. NCBI's taxonomy places the organism in Eukaryota, Fungi, Ascomycota, Dothideomycetes, Pleosporales, Pleosporaceae. The record is from RefSeq and is a predicted model, not a curated record. The coding region runs from base 1 to 741 and encodes 246 amino acids.
AUGUCCCAGAACGACCUCUUCCUCAACCUGCUGCGGCCCGCCGUCCUCCACAUUCUACGCGCCACGGGCUUCCAGCACGGCAAACCCUCGGCCGUCGACACCAUCGUCGACCUCACGGCACGCUAUCUAUCCCUACUAGCAGAGCGCACAGCCUACAAUGCGUUCUCUAACCACAACGACCUCACCCCAGACAUUAGCGAUGUGCGCAUGGCAAUGCAGGACUGCGCCCUUCUCGUGCCCACCAUGACAGCUGGGGAAGAACUGUGGAAGGAGAUUCUGCGCAAACCCCUCGAUGAGUACAACGAGGAGACGGGCGCCCGCGAGAACGAGGCAGCCCGCCGCGACGCCGAGGACACGGCAGACGUGACCGAAUUCAUUGAAUGGGUCAAAGGCGACCAGAACAAGGAGAUUCGGCGCAUAGCGGGCAUCUACAAGCCAGUUGCGACGAACCCGACAGAGCAGCUUGAUCAGGAGGAAAUGGAGGACUACUUGAAUACUCUCAUGAAGAAACACAGCAAGACCGGCGUCGAAUCACGUUUUCAAGGGACCGUUCUGGGAGUCCCGGCCGAACCAAAGACCAUCAAAAUCGAAGGAGGAGGCGCCGAAACGAUAGAAGAGUGGUGUCGCAGAACCCGUGAAAGAGCCGCCAAAGCAGCCGAAUCGAAACGAGAGAGCCGCGAAACUACAAACACCGUCGAAACAAGGGAGCCCUCGGCAGACGUGGAAAUGGAAACAGAGUGA